Harpia harpyja (harpy eagle) is the source of this 7492-nucleotide messenger RNA. It is a transcript of the gene BIN1, whose product is annotated as bridging integrator 1. Gene Ontology annotation, molecular function: phospholipid binding; tau protein binding. Lineage: Eukaryota; Metazoa; Chordata; Aves; Accipitriformes; Accipitridae. The transcript has 20 exons. Bases 114 to 1898 code for a protein of 594 amino acids. Gene Ontology annotation, biological process: regulation of endocytosis. The record is from RefSeq and is a predicted model, not a curated record. Gene Ontology annotation, cellular component: cytoplasm; plasma membrane; synaptic vesicle.
AAGGCGGGAGGCGGCGGUGGCGGCGGUCGGGGUCAUCGCCUGCCCGCCGGCUUUUACCCCCCCUUUCUUGCCGGCCCGUCGUUCGUAGCCGCCCGUUAAAAAGAGGAGGCAAGAUGGCCGAGCUGGGGAGCAAGGGGGUUACCGCCGGGAAAAUCGCCAGCAACGUCCAGAAGAAGCUGACCCGGGCGCAGGAGAAGGUCCUUCAGAAGCUUGGGAAAGCAGAUGAAACAAAAGAUGAGCAGUUUGAACAGUGCGUGCAGAACUUCAACAAACAGCUGUCCGAAGGUACGAGGCUGCAGAAGGACCUCCGAACUUACUUGGCUUCCGUAAAAGCCAUGCACGAGGCCUCCAAGAAGCUGACAGAGUGUUUACAGGAAGUUUAUGAGCCGGAUUGGCCUGGGAGAGAUGACACAAAUAAAAUAGCAGAGAACAAUGAUCUUCUCUGGACAGAUUUCCAUCAGAAGCUGGUGGAUCAGGCACUUCUGACCAUGGAUACGUACCUUGGCCAGUUUCCAGAUAUUAAAUCUCGUAUAGCAAAGCGAGGAAGGAAGCUUGUGGAUUACGACAGUGCCAGGCACCACUUCGAAGCCCUGCAAACUGCAAAGAAGAAGGACGAAACCAAAAUCGCAAAGCCUGUUUCGCUGCUUGAGAAAGCCGCGCCUCAGUGGUGUCAAGGGAAGCUACAAGCUCACCUCGUUGCGCAAACUAAUCUGCUCCGAAAUCAGGCUGAAGAAGAGUUAGUAAAGGCUCAGAAGGUGUUUGAAGAGAUGAACGUUGAUCUGCAGGAGGAGCUGCCUUCACUAUGGAACAGUCGUGUUGGUUUCUACGUCAACACAUUCCAGAGUAUAGCAGGCCUAGAAGAGAACUUUCAUAAAGAAAUGAGCAAGUUGAACCAAAACCUCCAUGAUGUCCUGCUGGGUCUAGACAAGCAGUACUCAGGCAAUGCCUUCCCUGUUAAAGCACAGCCCAGAAAGAAAACUAAACUGUUCGCCAGGCUGAGGAAAAAGAUGAGCAGGUACCGUGACAGCACCCCAGCGAAAGCAAAUAAAAGCCCCUCGCCUCCACCAGAUGGAUCUCCCAUCACCAGCCCUGAGACCAAGACUGUGAACCAUGAGCUGGAACCGUCCACUUUGGAAGCGCCUGGUGCAAGCAUCCCAAAGUCACCGUCUCAGUUGAGGAAAGGGCCUCCGGUGCCUCCGCCUCCAAAAGUCACCCCCUCCAAGGAGAUCAAGCAGGAGAACAUCAUCAGUCUCUUUGAUGACAAUUUUGUCCCCGAGAUAAGUGUGACAACCCCUUCGCAGUUUGAUGCCCCUGGGCCUUUCCAGGAGGGAGCCAGCCUGUUGGAUCUGGAUUUUGAUCCCAUUAAACCAGAUGCCACUGUGGGGAAGACCCCCACACCUGCCUCCCAGUCUUUACCUUGGGAUUUAUGGGAGCCUGCAGAAGCAGCCCAUGCAGGAGCUGAAGCAGCUGGAUCAGAAGCAGCAGCUGGAGCUGAAGCAUCUAAAACUGAAGCCGAUUCAGGAUCGAGCUCUCUGCCUGCUGUUGUCGUGGAAACUUUCCCUCCUACUGUCAAUGGCACUGUGGAAGGAGGCGCUUCAUCUGAAAGAGCUGACAUGCCCCCAGGAUUUCUGUUCAAGGUCCAGGCCAUGCAUGAUUAUACGGCCACCGACAGUGAUGAGCUGCAGCUGAAGGCUGGGGAUGUGGUGCUUGUGAUUCCAUUUGAGAACCCUGAGGAGCAGCUGGAUGUGGGUGCAACAGCCAUGAACUUGAGACUCUCCAAGCUGCAGAGGGACGAAGGAUGGCUGAUGGGUGUGAAGGAGUCUGACUGGAUUCAGCGUAAGGAACUUGACCAAUGCCGAGGGGUUUUCCCAGAGAAUUUCACAGAGCGGGUGCAGUGAAAGCCCAAGCCCACCAGCUGCAUUUCUGCUGGAAGAAAGCAAGUUUUCUGGUAGAUAAUUGAAAAAGAACAGCGGAAUGAAAAGAAGAGAGAAUUUUAAAGGAACAGAAGCCUGAAAAAAAAGUCAACUUAAACAGUGUGUUCUUCUCAAAGGGCAAGGUUUCAGAAGUAAAUUGAAAUUCAAAGUGUUAUCAAAAUAUAUACAUAUUAAUAAUAAUAAGGCAAGUCAAAUACCCUCUUCCGCCUUUGGUUUUAACAGCAUUUGGAAUCAGAGGACUGAUGCAGAAGCAACUGAGUGUGGUUCUCUAAAUACUGCAUUGACUGAAUUGGCGAGAUGUCAGUUUGAUCCCUGGAAAGGCAGUAUUUGUCUAAUGGCUUGAGAGUAGAAAGCUGCAUUUGCUCUUGGGUGGGUUCAUCUGUUUUGUCUUGAAGGUGGCUUGCAUGGCAACCAUAAAAAUUCAGCCUUCCCUAUAUGUUCAACCUACAGUAGGCCAACCUUUCUGUUAUGCUGUUGAAAAAAAUAUUUAGUGUAUAGUGUUCACCAAUACAAUGUAUGUGUGUGUGCGCGUUUGUGUGUAUUUUAUUUUCUUCCUUUAAAACAAUGUUACACAAACUGUGAUUUUGUACAUGUAAAGAUAGAACAAACGACAUGGAAAGGGCAUGGAGAAGAUGAAAUGUAUGAAGCUGUGCUCAGUCCAAAGUUCUUUCAAAUGCAGACACCUAAAUUCUUGCAGUAGUAUUGGCCUGUGAAAUACUAAGGGGAAUGGACAAAUACAAGAGGAAAAACAAGACAAAACAAGCAGAUGCCAUUUAGAUGGCUCUGAAAUUUAGAAGAGGGAAUCCUCUGCCCCCCAAACCCUGUAAGCGGUUUCAGAAAAACUUAGAUUCAUGUAGAUGGAAGAUAGCUCUAAAAUCUGGCUGGUUAGAAAAUCUGCUUUUAAAAAAAGAGAUUGGGGAAGAAAAUUUUUGUUCUGAAAGAAUGUCUAAGAAAAAACACUGAGGAAAAAACAAUUUGCUUUCUGUGGUUUUAGUUGGCUUUGUUAUUUGUGGAAUUAUAUUUCUUAUUUUCCUUUGAAGAGUUCUGUAAGUGAAAUACUGUUAGAUCAGCUUUCUCCAGUGCUGUGCUGGUGAUCAAGUUAACCUCUACGAAAACUGGACUCUUGAAAUACUCAUUUAAAAUGGCUGCAUGACUUCAUGAUAUUUUAAUGCAUUAGAAAGGAAGGCAAGAAUAUCAAAGUGUCAGUGUCAAGAAGACACUGCAGUCUAAUACUGAUACUGAGACCUUUCCUAUACCUUUCCUUUGCUCCUGUUUUGUUUUUGAGUUUUGUUUUUUAGUUUAAACAAGCAGAUGACAAGGCUGUUUCAAAGUACAUAUUACACUUGUUAAAAUAAGCCCAUCUGACCCUCCAAGACCCUAAAGUCCCACAAAGGUACUUUAAACUUUACUUGAAUACUGACGCAGCUGGCAAGCAGGUUGGGCUAUUAUAAUUUUUUUAUGGCUUUCCCCCUGCGCCGUGCCCCACCCUGCCCCCCAAUCUUUUUGCCUUGAAGGGAUUUUUAACAGUGAGGUUACCUCCUGCUGUAAAGGGACAGGAUGACUCUCUGAAAUAAUCUUCCUCACUGUUAGGAGCUGGCUUUUGUCAAAGAUACGUGGAAUGCUGACACACACUACUGAAAAUCUCACCUUUUCCAAUCUGCUUUGAUUAUUUGUAGGACAACAGAAGAAACAUUGUAGGGCAAAAUGGAUUUUUUUUUUUUUUUUUUUUUUUUUUUUACUUUUAGUUCAGAAGGACAGACCAGAUUUUGAUUAGAGAAUAUAUUCUUAUAUAUGCAAGAUUUGCUGGAGUUCCUCCUGCCUUCAGCUUGGGAGAUGAUCUGUGCUAGUUAUUUACAGCAAUGUAACAGGCAUCAAAAUCUGUCCUACAUGCCCAAAUCCCUUCUCUUAUUUUUCUGUGUUUUUUGGUUUUGUUUUUUUUUUAAAUAAAUGUGCAGAAAUUUACAUUUUACAUUGCUGUUACAAAACCCAAUAGUAUUUAGGAGUAACUGCUCACAAUACAGAAGGACUGGACUCCACAAGUUACAGUAUGGUGAGCCGUUGCUUUAGAAUACUGCCCUGUCUGAUUACCCCCCCCGGGGUUGUCUUUACUAUUACUUUUUUUUUUUCCAAAAAAUCUAUUUUUAUGCAUUUGUGACUCCCAUUUAAAGAAUAUUCAUAGAAAAAUUAUACAUAGAAAUAUAUAUAUUAAAAAGCGGGUUGAUCCAAUUAACAUAAUGCUGUCAGCUUAAAAUGUUUAUUUUUAUGCAAAACCUGUGGAUUAUUGUUUGUUUGGUUUUUUUUUUAAAAAGACAAGAUUCUAAGCACCAGAGCUGUGAUUUUUUUUUUUUUUUUUUUUUUUUGUCUUGCAAGUAAUUGUUCUAGAGCAUUUAGAAGGCUGUGCUGAUAGCUAAUUUAUUGUGGGGUUUUUUUGCUGUUGUUGUUGUCUUCUGCUGUGUUUGAACCAGAUGACUGUUCCAGCAAAGAUCCCCGUAAGGCCUUUUCAUUUUAUUGAGCUUGCAAAGCAACUCUCCAGUACUGUAUUGUCCCUGCAGAAGUGGCAACACUCUGCAAAAAAGGGAUGUUGUUUUCAGGUCACAUGAGUGAUGGUCAAAUAUUGCUAUUGGGAAGGAUGUUGCAUCCCUCUCCAUUUUCUUUCCCCCAACCCCCAAGGCCCCUUGCUUUAGACCAGAUAGGGUGGGUUGCCUGGAUCUUGCAUUGUUCGCAAAUAAGUGGUGUCAGCACAUCUCAGAUUCUGAAAAUGCAAGAUAGGACCCACAGUUUAUAAAUUGCCUUAUAUGAGAGUAGGAUGACAUAGCAGGAAGCUUGUAGAUGGCAGUGUUUUCUGGAGCCAGGAGAUCUCUUAUCUCCUGGGUCAUGGUCAGCCCAUUGUAAACAGCCACAACUUAUCCCAUUUUCAGUAUUUUUACAUCUGCUAAAUACCUUGAUUCUGGUCGGUAUUACCUGGUGAAAUGAACUUCCCAUUUUCUUUGGCUUAGGAUUGAUUCAAAUAGGAAGAGGGACAGUAAACUCCUAAGUAGGCUGUGCCCACAGUGGUUUUUCAGUUUGCGGGCUGAACUGAAAAAUCUGGGGAAAAAAGUUGUAAGGGUCACCUGCAGUUGUAAGGGGGGUGACCUGAGACUUUUUUUUUUUUUUCCAUUUUCUCAGUGGAAUGAAAAAGGGAAAAAUUGAAACAUUUAAAAAAAAAAAAAAUCUUUUCAAACCAAACCGAAGCAUUCAUUUGUAGGUUUGCUUUUUCACUUUUUUAAAAACAUUAUGACUUGGGCUACAGUAAGUUGCUUUGGAGCAAAGAUGUGAAACCUUCUGUUUUGAAAAUGCUGAAAGAAAAUGUUUUAAUGUUAAUAGUCUUUUUGCCUUUGCCUUUUUUUCUUAAUCUGAUGACUGGUUUCAGUUAACCCUAAACUGCAUUUUUUGGUGAAUACAUUAUCCACUGAAGAGAACCCAAAGAAGCCUAUUGCUCAGUUCUGCUCCACUGACAGGUACACUGGACACAUUUCGGGGAUUACCUGGUAUCUGGCCCAGUAAAGCUACUGUUUCCCCAUCUAAUAAUUUUCCACUUGAUUGUUUUACCGGGUGAACAAUAAAAGCAUCUCUCAUCCCAUGCCAUUGACUGGUUUUGUAGCCUGGCUUAGAAAGACAUUGUUGCUCUAUCGGUCUCAGUUUGGUCACAGAUUUAUGACUAUAGAUUUAUGAUGCUACUCCAAUUUGAGCCUAAUCCCAUUGUGCAGUGGGAAUUAUCAUUUCCCCAACUGAUAAGAAAGAAAUAAGGCAUUGCUUUUUCUCCCUUUUUCUAUCUUAGCAGUGUCAGUAAUAUAUCUUUAUUAGACAGAAUUAGGGAAAGGUCCCAGGGUAAAGAUGAAUGUGUUGUUCCAGGCAAGACCCCUGCAUACUCUGUGCUACUUUCCAUGGGCAUUCCUCAACUGUCUGCUUUACCACCUUUGCAUUUCUUGGCUGUGAAGGUGAUGCAGUAAAAGGGAUUGUGCAGGCUUCAUUCCAGCUGCUCAGGGCUAGUCCUGCUUUGUGAUCUGUUUGCCACAAUCCUUGAAGCUUUGUUCACAGUUGCAGAACCCUUUCCUGUCCCACUAUCCAAAGACUGUGGCCAAGGCAAACACCCCCAAGUCAAAAGGUUGUCUCUUUUACGACCUGGAGCACGUGUGAGGGCUCCAUAUUCUGCCUGCAGUUGGGAUGUCAGCUCAGUUAAGUUUUGCAAUAGCCUCUUGAAGGGAAAAGGCCCAAGGCUAAGGAGAUGCUGGGGGAGGAUGGAGGGAUGAUACAUUAUCUUCUUCAUUUUGGGUUGAUGUGCUGACUGCCUCAUCUCUUGGUUCCAGGGAGGUCCAGAACCUCCUUAUUUAGGGCUGAGAACAAAAUGUGAGUGGUCAAGAUGUGCAUAGUCAAUACAAUAACAGGUCUCUCUCUCUUGCAAAGGACACUGAGUUCAAGAGUUUCCUCUUUCCUGCGCUGUGCCAGACAGAUUGAUGCUCUCUGCCACUAUUGUAGAUGUUUUGGAUGCUGUGUAGUCCAUACCCCAAAACAGUAAAUAUCCUUUGCUGGAGGAUGCAGAGGUGUCUCAGCCCUUUCUAGAAGGAGCUACUGAUCUUCCACAGACAAGGCCUGGGUGCUUCUGGCACAGUAGCCUCUCUGUCUUUCAGCAUCUGCCCCCACUCUCCAGCUCCUCCUGUUUACCAGCCUCUCCCAUGCUCUUUGAGGAUGACGGUAGCAUAGGGCACUUCCCACCAGCCUAAAGUGCAAAGCUAGAAGAUGCACAAAUGUGUCCAUCAGCAAAUCCUAUGCAGUGCAGCUUGAUAAUGCCGGUAUUGGGGAAAACAGCUUUUCUUCUCUGGGCUGCCAAAGGGAAGCUAUUCCUUGCCACACAGGUACCAUCACACCUGGCACUGAUGCAGACACCUCUCUUCUUGCAUGCUCUGGUUUAGACAUUUCUGAGUAGCAAACUCCUGAUGGAAAGGGGUCCUGUGUGGUGCCCAGGGCUGGAUUGUGCCACCAGCCCUUGCAAAGCUUGGGGUCUGUAGCUGACACACAGGGGCUGAGAAUUAGAAAGCUGUUUCAGAAAUUUUGUUUAUGAAACUAAGUGGAGAAGCUACAGCUGUGAAGACUGGUCUGUAUGAACUUGUACUUUGAUGUGUCUUAUGGCUAUAAUUCCUUCACCUGUUUUUACAGCGUAUUCUGCUAAUCCUGUCCCUAGUCUGCAUUUCAUGUAGAUGGUCCCUACUUGAAACUUGCCAGAUGCAGUCCUGGGUUAUUGCUUCUCUUUAACUGAAUCAAAUGGCAACGACUUUGGCAAUGUGUUUGCAAUCUCUUUUCCUUCUGUUAAUUCAGUCUCUGAGUUUAACCACAAUGACCUGAGAAAUGUUUGGGUUUUGAGUGUUUUUUUAAUUAUUUUAAUUUUUGUUUUGUUUAAACAAAGCUGAACAAUUUCUGUUGUAUUCAGAGCUGUGACGCCCAGUUCCAGUGACAAGUACUAGAUGGAUUUGUCCCAUUUUGUUUCUUGGCAAUGUUCAGAAAUAUAAUUUGUGUCAUCUUAA